Molecule: messenger RNA, 834 nt
Organism: Morchella importuna
Lineage: Eukaryota; Fungi; Ascomycota; Pezizomycetes; Pezizales; Morchellaceae
Exons: 1
Coding region: 1-834 (277 amino acids)
Source: RefSeq, a predicted model, not a curated record
AUGGCCAAAAUAUCAACCUUCCUCAUCUGUCUCUCGCUUUUGUGUCUACUAGUGGGAUCUUCGCUGGGCAACCCGGCGCCAAUACCCUUUGAUGACUUGGAAUUGCCCGAACUCGACAAGCGUCAAGACAAUAACUCGACUUCCAUUUCCUCCUCCUCCUCCUCCUCCUCCUCCUCAUCAAGUAGAUCAACUACUACAUCUAUAAUUACCCCAACAUCAACUACCACUAGCCGGACCACACCGACGACUUCUACGACCACCACAACCCCUACAACCACCACAACCCCUACCCCUCCAGACACAACGACUACAACACCAACCUCGACAUCAACAACGGCGAGGCCUCCUGUGGAUACUACUUCAACAGAUCCUGUGGAGACUACUGCUCAGUCUGAGGAUGUAGUCACUGCUAGCCCGACUACUCGUAUAGUUGUAGCGACGAUUUAUACCACCCUCAGUGGAAAUGGUGUGGUCAGUUCAUACGUCACAUCCAGUACCACCGUUGAGACCCCAACUGGGACCGCGGCCAGCCAGGCAUCCGGGGGCAGUAACGAUGGUGGCUCGGGUCUCUCGACUUCAACGAGAAACACUAUAAUUGGAGUUGUUGUCGGUGUUGGUGGUGCGCUUCUGUUUGGUGGACUUGCAAUUGUUGCGUGGCGUCUGAAGAGGAAGAGGGUCAAUCCAAUUGAUGAAGAUGAUUUGAUGCGUCGUGAUGGGUCACCACUUGCUGCAGGCAGGGAAAUGCACGCUGCAAGCCCUGAGGCGUCUCCAUUUAAAGCUACUCUCGAUCAGUACCACAAGCCUCCUGGUGUUAACACCUCGUCCAACUUUUAG